GGAUCGCUACAGUCUGGAGGAAAGCAAAAUAAUAAUUUCAUUUCUGUGGUGAUUUGCGUAGCUCGUGGUACAAUGCCAGAAAGACUAACGGAAAUGCUUAUGGAUACAUGGACUCCAUUAAUAAUAUUAUGGAUUACUGUCCUUCCUUCCAUUUAUAUGGCUCCAAUGAAUCAAUCUCAAGUACUACCGAGUGGAUCCAGUACAGGACUAAAAAGGCUGAAUGAAGAACAAAGAGUUUUGCACCGUUCCAAGAGAGGCUGGGUUUGGAAUCAAAUGUUUGUACUGGAAGAAUUUUCUGGACCUGAACCAAUCCUGGUUGGCCGGUUGCACACAGACCUGGACCCUGGCAGCAGCAAAAUCAAGUAUAUCCUGUCGGGAGACGGAGCUGGCACCAUCUUUGUGAUCAACGACAAGACUGGGGACAUCCACGCCAUGAAGAGGCUGGACCGCGAGGAGAAGGCAGAGUACACGCUGACAGCCCAGGCGGUGGACAGGGACACCAACCAGCCCCUGGAACCUCCCUCAGAGUUCAUCAUUAAGGUGCAGGACAUCAAUGACAACCCCCCCGAGUUUGUGGAGGGUCCCUACCACGCCACGGUGCCCGAGAUGUCGGUUGUAGGCACCUUUGUGACUAAAGUGACAGCUACAGACGCGGAUGAUCCGGUGUAUGGGAACAGUGCCAAGCUGGUGUACAGCAUCCUGGAGGGACAGCCCUACUUCUCCAUUGAGCCACACACAGCUAUAAUUAAAACAGCUCUUCCCAACAUGGACAGAGAAGCCAAAGAAGAAUACUUUGUGGUCAUCCAGGCAAAGGACAUGGGAGGACACAUGGGUGGACUCUCUGGGACUACAACAGUGACAAUUACACUCACRGAUGUGAAUGACAAUCCUCCUAAGUUUGCACAGAGUCUGUAUCACUUCUCAGUAAUGGAAGAUGUUGCUCUUGGUGAACCAAUAGGAAGGGUGAAAGCAAAUGACCUGGAUAUUGGAGAAAAUGCUAAAUCAUCCUAUGAUAUUAUUGAAGGAGAUGGAGUGGAUAUAUUUGAAAUUACCACAGAUGCCCAAACUCAGGACGGCAUUAUUAGAGUGAGAAAGCCACUGGACUUUGAGACCAAAAAGUCCUACACGCUGAAGGUGGAAGCAGCCAACAUUCACAUCGACCCUCGCUUCCUCAGCGGGGGCCCCUUCAAGGACACUGCCACUGUGAAAAUCGUGGUGGAGGAUGCUGACGAGCCACCAGUCUUCUCCUCACCCACCUACCUUCUGGARGUGCAUGAAAAUGCUGCUCUCAACUCUGUGCUGGGGCAGGUGACAGCCCACGACCCCGACGUGUCUUCCAGCCCUAUAAGGUUUUCCAUUGAUCGGCACACUGACCUUGAGAGGCAGUUCAACAUCAACGCAGAGGAUGGGAAAAUAACUCUGGCAACACCCCUGGACAGAGAAACCAGCACRUGGCACAACAUCACCAUCGUAGCCACCGAAACCAGGAACCACAGCCAAGUGUCCCGGGUACCUGUUGCUAUCAAAGUCCUGGAUGUGAACGACAAUGCCCCCGAGUUUGCGUCGGAGCACGAGGCCUUUCUGUGUGAGAAUGGGAAGCCUGGACAGGUAAUUCAGAUUGUCAGUGCCAUUGACAAAGAUGAUCCUAAAAACGGGCAUUAUUUCCUGUACAGCCUUCUUCCUGAAAUGGUCAACAAUCCCAAUUUCACCAUCAAGAAAAAUGAAGAUAACACCCUGAGCAUCCUGGCCAAGCACGGUGGCUUCAGCCGGCAGAAGCAGGAGCUGUACCUGCUGCCCAUCAUCAUCAGCGACAGCGGCACGCCGCCCCUGAGCAGCACCAGCACGCUGACCAUCCGCGUGUGCGGCUGCAGCAGCGACGGCACCGUCCAGUCCUGCAACGUGGAAGCCUACGUGCUGCCUAUCGGCCUCAGCAUGGGCGCCCUCAUCGCCAUCCUGGCCUGCAUCAUCCUGCUCCUGGUCAUCGUGGUGCUGUUUGUAACGCUAAGGAGACACAAGAACGAGCCUCUGAUCAUCAAAGAUGACGAAGAUGUGAGGGAAAACAUYAUCCGCUACGACGAUGAGGGAGGAGGAGAGGAAGACACGGAAGCGUUUGACAUCGCGACCCUGCAAAACCCCGAUGGAAUUAAUGGAUUUUUGCCCCGUAAGGAUAUUAAGCCUGAUCUUCAAUUUAUGCCCAGGCAGGGUCUUGCCCCUGUUCCUAACGGUGUUGAUGUUGAUGAAUUUAUCAAUGUAAGGCUUCAUGAAGCUGAUAAUGACCCCACAGCUCCGCCAUAUGACUCCAUCCAGAUUUAUGGCUAUGAAGGAAAGGGGUCAGCGGCUGGUUCCCUUAGUUCCUUGGAGUCCUCCACAUCAGACUCAGAUCAGAAUUUUGACUACCUCAGUGAAUGGGGUCCUCGCUUUAAAAGACUCGGAGAACUUUACUCAGUUGGAGAAAGUGACAAAGAAACUUGACAGUGGAUUACAAACUUCUCCCCUGUUGACUUAAUGAUCAUGUAAUAUUCUAGGGCCACUGCUGUUAGUUAAAACUAAUGUGGCUUUUUGUUUUAGAGGCAAGUUUAGCGCCAGUCAUCUAUAAAAUCAACUACAUUGUAAUGUUGAACCAAAAAAAAAAAAGUAUAUGUUAGGAGGUUAAGUCUUGUGGAGUGUGAAGUAAAGUAUGUGGAGUGUCUAGAAGUCUUUGGAUAUUUGAUAUUCACUUGACCACUCUGAAGAUGGAGAUUCGGAUCUUUGAUUAUCUUCAGUGAGUUGAAAAGAACAAAAAAAGAAAUCGGUGCUCUCUUAGGAAAUGGACUUGCAGGGAUUUGCUGUUGAACAGUAGCUCCUGCCAGUACGUGUAAAGCUAAAGGUUUGUUUCUGCAUUGCCAACAAAGAUCCYGCCACAGAAAUGUUCAAAGCAAUAUCUUGGUCUUCUGAGCAAUGCUGAGCAGAAAUGGCAUUGCCAACCCCUGCUGGCUCCUACUGUGCAGUGACCAUCCGUUGUACAUACMGUAAUUGUUGGCCACGUAACCACAGACUGAAUAUCAUCUCUAAAUAUUGUGUCAAGCCUUAAAAUAUUCACAUGUUCUUAAUCCAUUCCAGUGAUGGGUAAUAAAUGCUACUAAUGUGUAGAGAUUCAGAGGCAGGGCUGCAAAGCCUUGCUUCACAGUAGGAUCUUUUUUUUUCUAGAAGAAGGAUCAAUC
Molecule: messenger RNA, 3200 nt
Organism: Malurus melanocephalus (red-backed fairy wren)
Lineage: Eukaryota; Metazoa; Chordata; Aves; Passeriformes; Maluridae
Gene: CDH8
Product: cadherin 8
Exons: 11
Coding region: 73-2472 (799 amino acids)
Biological process (GO): homophilic cell-cell adhesion; calcium-dependent cell-cell adhesion; synaptic transmission, glutamatergic
Cellular component (GO): plasma membrane; axon terminus; synaptic cleft
Molecular function (GO): cadherin binding; calcium ion binding
Source: RefSeq, a predicted model, not a curated record